Molecule: messenger RNA, 1528 nt
Organism: Haplochromis burtoni (Burton's mouthbrooder)
Lineage: Eukaryota; Metazoa; Chordata; Actinopteri; Cichliformes; Cichlidae
Gene: slc2a9l1
Product: solute carrier family 2 member 9, like 1
Biological process (GO): monosaccharide transmembrane transport
Cellular component (GO): membrane
Molecular function (GO): hexose transmembrane transporter activity
Source: RefSeq, a predicted model, not a curated record
UAGACAGCCACAGUUCUUAGUCUACGUCUAAACUCUGCUGGUCUGAUAAUAAUAGAGUUUAUCUUUCCACGUGAUUUAAAUAAGAAGAAUAAGAAGAAACAGGAACAGAGAGAAAAGCAUAAAUCAAGCUACUGCAAUAGGACGAAUCACUUAUAAAAACAUAUGCAGCACCAGUGUUGUGCACAAAAUGUACUGAUAAUGUCCUUAUUUGACAUUAUGGUUAAAUCUAUACAUUAGCUUGCGUGUGACUGUGAACUCAUUCAGUUUAUAUUGUUUUCAGUCUGAAAUAGCUGCAAGUUAGAAAUGAUCCAGUGAUUGUCAGGGUGGUGUGAUGACACCAAGUUACUUUAUUUCUGAAAAGUUAAUAAUAAGCAGGGUGAAACACUGAACUGUGUCCCCACUGUUAGGACAUAUGUGCUGUUAAGGUCCGUGUAUCAAGAGAAUGGAAACUUUGUUUCAGCAGCUGACCCAUGGAAACGCUCUAUUCCUCAUCCUUGUUUUGGGAUUAGGAGGAAGCUUUCAGGUCGGCUUCCAUAUCACUGGACUGAGUUCUCCUUCGCCGUACAUCCAGCGCUUCAUCAACAACAGCUGGUAUGACAGAUACGGAGAGCCUCCACAUCCGCAGACGGUCACAAUGAUCUGGUCUCUUAUUGUUUCCAUGUUUGCUGUCGGGGGACUCUUCGGUGCCAUCAGUGUCAAAUUUAUCUCAGACUUGCUGGGAAGGAAAAAGGCAAUGAGCUGCAACAGCUUCAUUGCUGUUCUUGCAGCAGGAUUCAUGCUGGCAAGUAAAAAUGUCAACUCUUUCGAAAUGAUCAUUGUGGCAAGAUUUCUGUUUGGUUACUCAGCAGGCUUGGGAAUGAACACUCACUUAAUAUAUCUUGGGGAGAUUUCACCCAGAAAGAUAAGAGGGAUAGUGACUCUGACCUUAGCCACUUUUUUGUCACUCGGGAAAGUGUCUGGGCGGGCGUUUGGGUUAAGCGAGAUCCUUGGCCGCGAGGACACGUGGGACAUUCUCCUUAGUGUCGCUGCACUUUUCUCCUUUGUUCAGAUUGUGAUGUUGCCUUUUUUUCCUGAGACGCCAAGAUAUUUACUCAUAGAGAAAGGUGAUGAUAAGGCAUGCAAAAAAGCUCUCCAGAGUCUGUGGGGCCAAGGUGACUACCAACAAGAAAUGGAUGAGAUGUUGACUGAGCAGGCUGCCAUUGAAGCAGCCCCACCAGUGAGUCUUCUGCAGCUGCUGAGAGACAGGACUGUCCGAUGGCAGGUCAUCACCAUCUCCACCAUCUACUGUUGCAACCAGCUGUCGGGCAUGUCUACAAUUAGUACCUUUACUUAUGACAUCUUCCUGGAGGCAGGUAUACCAAAGAAGAAGAUCCGCUAUAUCACUCUCGGUCUUGGAGUGGCUGAAAUUCUCACCUCGCUCACCUGUGGUCUUCUCAUUGACCUCACAGGGAGAAGACCAUUGCUGUUCGGCGGUUACGGUGUCAUGUCUGCUUGCUGGAUUUUUGUCACUGUCACACUCAACCUGAAG